Molecule: messenger RNA, 591 nt
Organism: Rhinocladiella mackenziei CBS 650.93
Lineage: Eukaryota; Fungi; Ascomycota; Eurotiomycetes; Chaetothyriales; Herpotrichiellaceae
Exons: 1
Coding region: 1-591 (196 amino acids)
Source: RefSeq, a predicted model, not a curated record
AUGGCAAACAUGUCCACUCAAACCAACGGCGAAGAUCCCAUAUCCCCGCUACGCAGCCCAACAGUCCACAUAACGUCACACAAUGCCGCCGGCCAGGCGAUUGUGCUAAGCUCGAUCACUGAACCCCCGAGUCCUUACCCCGGGUGGCGGACGAGCCAUCGACUCGUGUACACAACUUCAAGCUUCCCGGCUGACCUCAACAACGAGAAGGACGUCGAAUUGCAUCAAAAUAGAGUAGCCGAGGGCCAAUUGGGCAUUGUCAACCCUAACGGCACGGUUUGCCGCAUCGUGGACUUUGCCCCGAACAACAAAUCUUUGAUGCACCGGACGCAAAGUUUGGACUACGGUGUCGUGCUGGAGGGAAAUAUCCUCAUGGAGCUGGACGACGGAAGUGUCACUCCCAAGGGCCCGGGAGAUGUCGCGGUUCAGCGAGCCACGAAGCAUGCAUGGAAGAAUGCCAGUGACACUGAGUGGGCGAGAAUGCUGUUUGUCUUGCAAGACUGCCAGCCCCUCAACGUGGGCGGAGAGAGAUUGAAAGAAGAUUUGGGACAUGGAUACAGUGUUUUCCCAAAGAGCGGCAACGACGAUUAG